Copidosoma floridanum is the source of this 2523-nucleotide messenger RNA. It is a transcript of the gene mAChR-B, whose product is annotated as muscarinic acetylcholine receptor. Gene Ontology annotation, molecular function: G protein-coupled serotonin receptor activity; G protein-coupled acetylcholine receptor activity. Gene Ontology annotation, cellular component: synapse; plasma membrane; dendrite. Lineage: Eukaryota; Metazoa; Arthropoda; Insecta; Hymenoptera; Encyrtidae. The record is from RefSeq and is a predicted model, not a curated record. Gene Ontology annotation, biological process: adenylate cyclase-inhibiting G protein-coupled acetylcholine receptor signaling pathway; G protein-coupled receptor signaling pathway, coupled to cyclic nucleotide second messenger; chemical synaptic transmission.
AUGGAGUUUGACAACGCAACGGAGAGCGGCCUCAACGGCACCGAUCCCAGUCGCAACGGCUCGACGCCGAUUUUCGCGAUCGGCAACAAGUUCAUCGAAAAAUGGAAGCUGCGCAAGCAGCAGGAGCGCUUCUGCCGUUACGUGUACGACAAGGUGCUCGUGCCCGAGUGCGUGACCCAGUUGAACGACAGCAGUGGCUGGCCGGGCAACGACCAGGACCACGACUACGCGGAUUUGUUCGGCGAUUGGUUGGCCGGUAUCAACGCCACCAACGUCACCGGGCUCUCCUCCUCCUCCUCGUCCAACGCAACGGCCUUUGAUUCCCAGGAUGAGAACAUCCUGAAGCCGGUCCUGCCGCCGUUCGAGCCGUGGGUCGCUGUCCUGAUAGCCCUGACUCUGGGCAUUUGCAUCGUACUGACCGUGGCCGGCAACAUCCUCGUACUGUUGGCCUUUAUCGUCGACAGGACCAUCAGGCAGCCGAGCAACUACUUUAUCGCCUCGCUCGCUGCCACCGACAUGCUCAUCGGUACGGUCUCGAUGCCAUUUUUCACGGUGUACGUGCUAAUGGGCUACUGGGAUCUCGGACCCCUGCUCUGCGAUCUUUGGCUCUCGGUCGACUACACGGUUUGCCUAGUGUCCCAGUACACGGUACUCCUGAUAACCAUCGAUAGAUUUUGCUCGGUAAAAAUAGCGGCCAAGUAUCGAAGCUGGCGCACCAAGAACCGCGUCAUCUGGAUGGUCACGAUAACCUGGAUCAUACCCGCCCUACUGUUCUUCAUCAGCAUAUUCGGUUGGGAGCACUUUGUCGGCUUUCGCGAUCUAGCCCCCGGCCAAUGCGCCGUGCAAUUUUUGAAAGACCCCGUGUUCAACACCGCCCUCAUAAUCGGCUACUACUGGACGACCCUCGUAGUCCUCUUCGUACUGUACGGGGGUAUAUACAAGACGGCCUACGACAUGCAGAAGAAGAGCGAGGCCAAGCAGCGCAAGAUGCAAUCGAUGGUGGCACUGAGCGCGGGUGCCAUGACCGGUAUGGCUGGCAGGGCCGCGGGUAUCGGUAUUACCGGCACAACUGCCGCGGCCAGGGCCCUGCAAACGCAACAGCGGGACGCUACUGGUGGAACGAGAACCGGGACCAUGGCCACGGCUUCGGACAGCCGCAGCUGCACCGACGCCAAGGAGACGACCCUCCUCCUCCUCCAACCACCGACUCGCCAAUCCCACCCGACCAAGUCGCAGCUGGAUGCGGCGGUGGAGGCGGAAAAGUCGGAGCGCUCGAGCAGCCCGAUCUUCGACUCGGACGAGGAGAACGCCGCCACGACGGCCCAGCAGCAGCCGCAGGAGCAGCAACUCGGCAACUUGCGCCAACGUUCCUCCCUCGCCGGACUGGUCGCCCAGUCGGGGGUCGCCCUGCACGUUUUUGCGACCAACGGCCGCGCCAACGGUGGUCUGCCCAUCAAGGUGGAGAUGAAUAACCUGCCCGUGGCCGUUGUCGUCGCCGCGGCCAGCCGAUCCUCCCCCACCAGUCCAAGUUCCGAGCACGUCGUGCAGACUCAAAAGCCGCUGCCCCGUAUACAGGAGAUUGCCGGACAGACGCUCGUGGCGGAAAACAAGUCCAGCCAGGGGAGCAGCGUGACCCUGACCCCGGGCCAGUCGUUGCACUCCCUGGAGGCCGGCAAUAAGACCCUGGUCGAAGAAGAUGAGUCCACCGAGCAGCGGAAGCUGCCACAAACGGCCACCACGAAGGACUCGACGUCCUCGAGUUCGCACAUCAUCCCGCCACCGUCCGAGUUUCGGGGUAGCCCGGCCGCGUCGGAGAACAACACCUCGUCGGCGACGUCGUCGCUGGGGGCGGAGCAGCGCCGAGGACUGCUGGUGACGGCCGACGGGCAGUACGCGACCUACGACAUAAUGACGGGCCUCGACGGCGCCGAUUUCCGUUACAUGGACGAGAGCUCGGUUAUCGUGCCGAGUCCCUCGUACGAGAGCCCGCCCUCCUCGUUCUCCUGCAGUCUGGCCAACCCGCUCUCCACGACCCCGUCCUCGCCCCUCCUGGGCGUCCCCGCCGGCCUCAACACCAGCCUCCUGCAGGCGGCCCUCAUUCGCGCCACCGCCCAAUCCACGGGUACCACUACCGGCCAAAAGGGCGGGGGGGUCGUCGCCACGGUGAACGCGUCGAGCCAAACGCUGCCGCCCCGGGUGUUUAUAACGCAUCAGAGCAACGCGGCCUCCCAGACCUCGCCGCUCGUCGUCAGCAAGCUCAACACGGAGGUUACCGUGCGCCCGGAGGACGCGACCCGCAAACAACCCGUGACCAGCAUAGUGCCGACCACGGGCACGCCACCCCAGGUGCCCGAGCACCAACACCAACAGUCCCCCUUGACGACGAGCGGGCAGCAGCAGAGGCAACAGUUCGGUAGUAACCUGCUGGUGGCCUGUGCCACCUCGUCGUCGAGUGGCGCCUUGCCGAGCACCUCGGGAGCGACGACCGUCGUCACGCAAGGCCAACCGGCGUCCAAGGUUUAA